UAUGGCGGUGAUAGAGACUUGCUUGUUUAUAAAUUGGUGGGGGAGGGGGAACAUAUAAUUAAGAGACAAGUAAAAACCACGGAGAACAACAAUAAUUUUCAUUAUCUCGAUUUCGGCCAGAAUUAUAGCUGCCACAGAGAGCGGCUGUCGUGGGGACAUUCUUAUACACAUGUCAGUCAUUCCCGACGUCUCCCUCCCCUUCCAGUUUUCUUCACUAUACACAGGGGCCCCUACUGCGCGGGCUGACAGCCGCCAUCAUUGUCACUAUAAAGGAGUCAUUCAUUCCCCUCAUUUAUGACUUCCUGCUUUGUAAAAUUUAAUGGGUGCGAUACAGGAACACAUGGAAUCUGGUAUGAAACCAGCAAUCCGGAUUUCAGAGUGGGGAAAGAUGGAGAGGUGUACACGGCCCGAAAAGUUCAGAUUCCCGCCAAGCAAGCAGUAUUUGUAGUGGCCGCCUGGGACCACCAAACUCCAGAGAAAUGGGAAGCUGCUGUCCGCCUGCUUGUAGAAAACAAGACACUCAACCAUAGUCACCACCAGUCCCAUCAGCAGCAGCGAGGCAAACAGGAUCGUCCAUCCGAGCAUCCUCCAACCCAGAGCGGUACUCUGUUACCAUGGCGACAACAUCGUGAUGCUAAUGGUCUGAGAAGACAGAAGAGAGACUGGGUGAUUCCUCCAGUCAAUGUACCAGAGAAUUCGAGGGGACCAUUUCCCGAACAGCUGGUGCGAAUCCGCUCAGACAAGGACCAAGAUAGUAUGAUCCGAUACAGCAUUACUGGUGUCGGUGCUGAUCAGCCGCCUAUGGAGGUCUUUAAAAUAGAUGCCGUUGAUGGUAGUUUGUCCGUUUACAGACCGCUGGACAGAGAGGAGAGAUCUUCAUAUCAUCUCAGGGCUCAUGCUGUGGAUAUGAACGGAAACAAGGUGGAGAACCCCAUUGACCUGUCUAUCUUUGUCAUUGACAUGAAUGACAACAGACCAGAAUUCUCUAGCCCAGUCUUCAAUGGCAGCGUGGAUGAAGCGUCCAAACCAGGUACCUAUGUAAUGACAGUGACUGCGCAUGAUGCAGACGACAAAACCACCUCAAAUGGAAUAGUGAUGUAUCGAAUAAUGACGCAGAGUCCGCAGAGCCCAUCCCAGGACAUGUUUGUAAUUCAUAGUGAGACUGGAAUCAUUAAUACAGUGGCUGCUGGUCUGGAUCGAGAGAAAGUCCAGCAGUACACUGUUGUCAUUCAAGCCACAGACAUGGAAGGGAAUCUAAAUCACGGAUUAUCAAACACUGCCACCGCUAUAAUAACUGUUGCUGACGUCAACGACAAUCCGCCUGAAUUCACCUCUACUAUGUUCAGUGGCGAGGUACCGGAGAACAGAAUUGAUGUCACUGUGGCCAAUCUCACGGUGGUGGAUCGAGACCAACCACACACUCCCAACUGGAAUGCCAUCUAUAAGAUCCUCAGUGGCGAUCCUUCCGGUCACUUCACUGUGAAAACAGAUCCAGUGACCAACGAGGGCGUCGUCACCGUGGUAAAGCCAGUGGACUAUGAAAUGAACAAGGCUUUUUUACUAAAUGUUAUGGUGAUGAACCAAGCACCUCUGGCCAGCGGCAUCCAAAUGUCCCUACUUUCCACCUCUGGGGUGACCAUUUCCAUUAUGGAUGUCAAUGAAGCACCGUAUUUCCCUAACAGAAUUGACCCCAUCCGGCAGCUGGAGGGGGAGCCCGCAGGCAGAUUGCUGACUACAUUCUCUGCUAUAGAUCCAGACCGCUCUAUGCAGCAAGCUCUGAGAUACACCAAACUGUAUGACCCUGCAAACUGGCUCACUAUCAACACUACGAACGGGCAGGUGUUUACCACAGCAAUACUGGAUCGGGAAUCCCCCUUUGUCAAAGACGAUAUUUAUGAGGCCAAAUUUCUGGCCACUGAUAAUGGCGUUCCUCCUGCUAGCGGCACUGGCACACUGCGAAUACAACUUAUCGAUAUCAAUGACAAUGCCCCUGAGCUGGUCCCUAAAGAGGCACAGAUCUGUGAUAGGCUCAACUCCAAUGGGAUCAACAUUACCGCUACCGACAUGGAUCGCAAGCCCAGCGGGGACCCCUUUGUGUUUGAGCUUCCAACUGUUCCCUACACCAUAAGGAGGAACUGGACCAUCUCCAGGAUAAAUGGUAACUACGCCCGGCUCAGCCUGCAGAUCGGUUACUUGGAAUCCGGAGUGUAUGAAGUCCCUGUCAUCGUCACUGACUCUGGAAACCCUCCUCUGUACAACACGUCCAUCAUCAGGGUGAAGGUCUGUCCCUGUGAUGAGAAUGGAGAUUGCACGACUGUCGGAGCAGUGGCUGCCACCAAGCUGGGCACAGGAGCAAUUAUUGCCAUACUCAUAUGUAUUAUUAUCCUACUGUCUAUGGUUCUCCUGUUUGUCAUGUGGAUGAAACGCAGAGAAAAGGAACGACAUACAAAGCAGCUGCUGAUUGAUCCAGAGGAUGACGUCAGGGACAACAUUCUAAAGUAUGAUGAGGAGGGAGGUGGUGAGGAGGACCAGGACUAUGACUUAAGUCAGCUGCAGCAGCCUGAGACACUCGAUCACGUGUUAAACAAAGUGGCAGGAGUCAGACGAGUGGACGAGAGGCCUGUGGGUGCUGAGCCACAAUACCCAAUAAGGCCUGUCAUUCCACACCCGGGAGAUAUUGGAGAUUUUAUCACUGAGGGACUCCGGGCAGCAGACAAUGAUCCUACAGCGCCACCUUAUGACUCUCUUCUGGUUUUCGACUAUGAAGGCAGCGGUUCCACUGCCGGCUCUGUUAGCUCUCUCAAUUCCUCUAGCUCUGAGGAUCAGGACUUUGAGUAUUUGAAUGACUGGGGUCCACGUUUCAAAAAACUGGCCGAUUUGUACGGUGGCGGAGAGGAGGAUUGAUGGGACAUCUGCAUCUUAUCGGAACAUGCCCUCCUCAGUUGUACAGUGGCCGCUUUCAUUUUUUAUUAUUAAACUCCCGACUCCCACCCCCCUUCCUGACUGCGUUCUUUUUAGUGCUAAAUUAGGCAAAAUUUUCUUUCUUAGCUUCAUUUCAGAUCCACUCGGUAGAGGCAGCAAGCUAAAAUACCCUUUACCUUUAUUUUAUAAUUCACUCUGCACAAGGUGAAAAGCAUUCUAUUGUCUUUGUGGGAUGUGAUCUAUAUAUAUUGGAACGCUGGCAGUCAUCUCAAAGUCCUAGUUUAAAGGGGCACUUCUGUAAAAUAAGAUGUUUUUUUUUUUCCAACCUUUUUUUUUUGUAAACAUUGCAGAUUUAUCUGUUUAAUGCUGCUGUAAGGGGAUUCAUAAGGUCAUGAAAUGUAUAUAGUGGGUGGAGGAUUGGAGGAAUGACAGCUCCACUGUUUUCUUGGUAAGCCUAGACAAACAUGAUCUAGACAGACAGCAUCACUGAAAAGUGGAAAAUAUAAGAGGGGGGAAAAAUCAAAGAGCAGCUAUGUAGCUUUCCCAUACUCAGCAGCAGUCCCAGAGCACAUCAUCACUGAGCUAUAACCCAUCUUUCCCAGUCUCAGAAUGUAUCAUCACUGAGCUAAAACCCAUCUUUCCCAGUCUCAGAAUGUAUCAUCACUGAGCUAUAACCCAUGUUUCCUAGUCUCAGAAUUUAUCAUCAUUAAGAUAUAACACAGCUUUCCUAGUCUCAGCAUGUAACAUCACUUAUCUAUACCCCAGCUUUCCCAGGCUGAGGAAUAGUCUCAAAACCUUUCUUUAUUAAGCUACAACCCAACUUCCCAGUCUCAGCAGCACUUAGUUACUGCUCCUUGGGGGAGGAGUCUCUUUCAUAAACAGGAGUCCCUAAGGUACAGUGCACUUGAUUAGUAAUGUAAACAGCUCUCAGUGCUUCUUACAUUAUACACAGAGCUGGGAAAGGUACUUUAGUGCCCUAAGCAGAUACAACUAAUGGUGCCCCCCAAACACUGCCCAACACACACACACCUUCAUAGGCAUUUGGCAACUGAGGCCCACCAGAGGGGUCACUAAGGUGUAUAAGAAAUGUUUUGUCACCCCCCCCCCCCCUCUAAAAAAGAUACAUAAUAAGACAAUUUACUAUGUAUGAUAAUUUGCAUAGAUCUAUCAGCACUGGCUCUUCUCUGGUCUCCCUCACUGACUCAUGGUUGCAGUGUCAGUAAGAGGACUAAGGAUGAUCAUAGGUGCCUGUGGCGGGAAUACGGGAUUAAAUACUUUUCCCAUUAAACUUGACCCUUUCCCCCCUCCUGACAAUCUAGGCACCUGCCUACAUCUCAUCCCACAAGUCGUCCUGGGGAAGGCGUGGGGCUCUCUUGAGUUGCCACCUUUUACCUCUCCCUGGUCAGACAAAGAAUAUUAAGCUAAUUCUCUUUGCUGUGCUAACAGGGUACACUGACACGAAGCAGUUUACAUGGCAUAACUGUAAAAAAAAAACUCAUGAAGAUAAUUCACCCAUUAUUUUCUUUUAUUAAAUAUCGUUAUUUAUCGCUUGUUUAAGUGCAAAAACAAAACAAAAAACACUGUAAGAAGUGUCCCUUUAACUUAGAUAAUGCAUGGAAUAAGGGUUUGACUGACGAAAGUGUGAUCAUUACUAAAAUGACAGCGUGGCUACAAAAAAGUGAAUAUAGACCCAUUGUUUGCUACAUAAUUGGGGGAGCUGUCCCCAUGUUAUGCGUUAACUAUGUUAUCAUUUCAUGUGUUACAACCUGGUCAGAUCUGAACUAUGAAAAUUACUGCAAAGGGAGGAUAGUUACUGCUUCCCUGCCGGCGGUACAGAAAUCAACCCAUUUCAGGGUUGUCUUGUGAGCAGGAAAGAAGUGAUCACCCAAUUGAAACAAAGCAUUUGUCACAUUUUUAUUGUCUUGUACUAGGAAUCCGGCAUGUCUGCUGUCCAUUACUGCUGCUCCCCACCCUUUAUUUUCUCUGUGUGCGUGUGUAUAUCAUAUAUAUAGGUGUGUAUGUUAUAUACACCCUCACACACAUCUGUACAUAGGUGAGCAGGGAGGUUUCCUGAAGACUUGAGUGAUACACCACUCGAUCGUCUUAACUUGAAAAAAAAAAAAACUUUUUUAAAAAGCACUGUUUAUACAAAGGAAAACAAAAUGACCAAAAAAAAGAAAAA
Molecule: messenger RNA, 5104 nt
Organism: Hyla sarda
Lineage: Eukaryota; Metazoa; Chordata; Amphibia; Anura; Hylidae
Gene: CDH4
Product: cadherin 4
Exons: 15
Coding region: 295-2904 (869 amino acids)
Biological process (GO): cell-cell junction assembly; multicellular organism development; homophilic cell-cell adhesion
Cellular component (GO): adherens junction; plasma membrane; catenin complex
Molecular function (GO): cadherin binding; calcium ion binding
Source: RefSeq, a predicted model, not a curated record